This is a messenger RNA of Klebsormidium nitens, 1305 nucleotides long. The record is from the annotation of a GenBank genome assembly. NCBI's taxonomy places the organism in Eukaryota, Viridiplantae, Streptophyta, Klebsormidiophyceae, Klebsormidiales, Klebsormidiaceae.
GAAGCAUCCCGCUGCCGCGCGCGCUUUGCUAAGCCGAGAGGCGCCGCGAGACUAAAAUCUAGCGUACGCAGUCUUGCCUUGGCAUGCAGGCAAAACGUCUUUCUUGCAAGGAAAGGCUUUUGCAAAACACUUGUCGUUUUUCAAAACGCUUCUAUCAAGCAAGACCUCUCAACACUUCUCAACAACGUCAGGAAAGCUCCUCUCCCUCUUCUCCACUGUACAGGACUCCGCAUCUUCCAGCUCGCUUAGCAAACAGCAAACAUGGCUGACGACGCCGCUGCCCCUGCUGAGGCUCCUAAGGCCGAGGAGACAGCAAAGCCGGCCCCCAAAGCCAAGGUGGCGAAGGCACCUAAGGCGCCUAAGGCACCAAAGGCACCAAAGGCAAAGGCUGAGCCCAAGCCAAAGGGCCCUCCUGCACACCCCACCUAUCUAGAAAUGAUCAAAGAGGCGAUUGUCCACUAUAAGGACAGGACAGGGUCAAGCUCACAAGCAAUUGAGAAGUACAUUGACGAACAUUACGCCGGCAAGUUGCCUCCCAACCACCACAAGCUCCUGGGCAACCAGCUGAAGAACUUGGCAGCGUCCGGCAAGCUGGUCAAGGUCAAGGCCAGCUUCAAGCUCGGCGAGGAGCUCAAGAAGGUCCCCAAGAAGAAGCCUGCUCCCAAGAAGCCCGCGCCUGCCAAGAAGCCAGCUGCUAAGAAGCCCAAGACUACCACCACUCCUAAGAAGGCCGCCACUCCCAAGCCCAAGACUGCUACAAAACCAAAGGCUGCCGCCAAGCCGAAAGCUGCUGCUAAGCCGAAAGCCGCUGCAAAGCCCAAGACUGCCGCGAAGCCUAAAACCCCCACAAAAGCUAAGGCCCCGGCUAAGCCUAAGGCCGCCUCAAAACCCAAGGCAGCUGCCAAGCCGAAGACAACAAAAGCAAAAGCCGCGAAGCCUGCGAAAGCCACUUAGAAGUACGUAGGUGUAAGUAUCGGAGUACUUGUUUUGCAAGCAUUGGCCUGAUGAUUGUGCUGAUGCCCGCUGACAACAUGCGUGUUGGCGGGGGGGGUUCUUUGGGACUGCCUUAGUGUAACAUAAACGAACAGAUGAAGCUUUGAUAGUGAGCGAUGACUAGCGGGGCUACAGUCAAUUGUAAAUAGGACGUCGGCCUUGGACAAAUCGUGUGAACAAUUGUCACACGUGUUGCGGUUCUGCAUAUGCAGUCAAGGUGUCCGGCUAUGAAGUCGGAGCUAAAGCAAUCACCACAUCUGUUUCAUUUCCAAGGCAGAGUGUUCUGGAUGAAUGCAUACCUUUAGAAUGGAC